Messenger RNA from Chilo suppressalis (striped riceborer), 2277 nucleotides. The record is from the annotation of a GenBank genome assembly. NCBI's taxonomy places the organism in Eukaryota, Metazoa, Arthropoda, Insecta, Lepidoptera, Crambidae.
AGAAAAUAUAUCCGCGCGAAUGUUACUCAGUGCUAUUAGUUGUUUAGUUGUGAUAAAUUUGUGUUUGUGUAAGUGUGACAGAAGAUGGGUAAAAAGGCAAAAGAGAAUGUUAAGUCAAAAAAGGAGAGAAUUGAAAAAAAGUCUGCUUCGAUUAAAGCUAAAAAAAAUUCAAAUGUUAAUUACUGCUGUUCAUUAGUGUCGGGUCUCGUGGCGGUAUUAGUGGUCUUCUUAUCUUACAAGGCUUAUAUGUCCUUGGUACAUGUACCUGAUUUGCCUAAUCUGGACUUAGACGCGUGGUGGGGACCCAACGACACUAAGUUAAACCAGGACACGUCUAUAAGGCCGUUCCGCAUCGUGUUCAGUGAGUCUUAUGUUUAAAAUACUGGAAGAGUCACCUUGCACAUGAAAAUUUAUCAAUAUAGUACACAAUAAUUCACGAGCCACUGUAAACUCAAGUUAUUUAAGCCAAUAUAUUCGAAAGCACCAAUUCUGAUAAAUCCUAUACAUUGCGCGACGGUUUUGCGUAAGUCGAGCGAGGGGUACAUAAGCCAGAAUGACCUCAAACUCUUUGAAAAAAAGUUUCGACAGUUUAGUCACGUUGAGCUUGUUGCCCUGGUUUAUCUGCAGUGAUUCAGCUACCCAGCUACCAAUCCUGGGAUAGGUAGUAGCAUAAGGCAUGCUUGGUACGGUACAGCCAGCCAGAGACGAGAUUCAGUCUAUAGGAAGCUCCCAGCAAUGGAAAUUCUGAUUAUGAAGCUGAAAUUAAUGAUGAAACUUCCUCCAAUAUUUUUAGAUGCUAACAGAUUUGAGAAGAAGGUUUGACGACUAUAGAAGACUUAAGAAAACAAAAUCUUUCGAAAACGCAACUUGGACGUACGGUGUCAACUCGGAUGGCUACGGGCAAUUCUUCUCACAUUGGAUCUUCAAAUACAAUUUUCAAAGGAGGGAACAAUAUUUGAACAAAUUCAAUCAUUUCAAGACUAAUGUGCAAGGAUUGGACAUACAUUUUAUUCACGUGAAGCCGAAAGUCGAUGAAGAUAUUAAGGUAAUUCCAUUGCUCCUCCUCCAUGGGUGGCCAGGUUCAGUGAGAGAAUUCUAUGAAGCUAUACCUCGAUUGACCUCACCGAGAGCAGGAUAUGACUUUGUAUUUGAAAUCAUUGCACCAAGUCUCCCCGGAUUUGGAUAUUCUCAGGCUCCCGUCAGACCAGGUCUCUCGGAAACUCCAAUGGCUAUCGUGCUGAGAAAUUUGAUGCACAGGCUUGGUUUCAAACAGUUUUACGUCCAGGGAGGAGAUUUAGGCCACAAAAUUGGCACGAGAAUGGCUACACUUUUCCCAAGUGAAGUCCUUGGCCUUCAUACAAAUAUGGCAGUUAUGUUCACCGAUUUACCCAUUCUAGUUUGGGUCUUUGGAGGGGUUUGGCCAAGUCUUGUGGAAAAGGAUUACACAGAUAGACUUUACCCGGUAGAGGAUAAGGUCAAUUUUUAUCUGGAAGAGUCUGGAUACUUACAUCUGCAACACACAAAGCCUGAUACUCUAGGAGUUGCUCUCAGGGAGUCACCAGCGGGUUUAGCAGCUUACAUCGUUGAGAAGUUUGUGAUAGGCACCGACCCUCAGAACAAGUUCAAAGACAACGGCGGACUGGACGCUUACAAUGCUGACGACCUCAUUGACAACAUCAUGAUAUACUGGAUGACUGGGAGUAUCACCACUUCCAUCAGGAUCUUCAAAGAAAACUCGAGGAACAAGGAAAUGGAAAUUGAUAUGGAAAAGAUUCCGACGGAGGUCCCGACUUGGGCUCUGAGAUUGAGACACGAGAUAUUCUUCAUGCCAGAGUUUAUGAUCAAAUGGAAAUUUACCAACCUAGUUGGUACGACAACUAAGAACGUUGGCGGCCAUUUUGCAGCUCUGGAAAAGCCUGACAUAUUCGCCGAUGAUGUGUUCAAAGCAUUCAAAAGUUUCAGAGGGCUUAGAAAGACAAGAUAAACUUGUAUUUCAACACAUUUGCUCGAAAAAUGCAUUUACGGAGUUCGAGUUAUACAUUAUUCGAAAGUUAAAAAUUACGGGCUACAACAGAGCGUGUGGUAAAACGUUUAACUGCACGCUCCCAUACAUCGCGCCGUGCGUAUCCUUUCCGUUUUUUUUUUUUAAUUCGGUUGAACCUCCUUGAAAAUGACUCAAUCUAUACCUUUGUCUCACUUUAAUUCUAAAAAGAAAAAGAGGCUAUGUGAUGUAGUUCUUAUUUUUACCACCCGCACGUGGCGCGAUUGAGAAAUGCG